Molecule: messenger RNA, 417 nt
Organism: Aspergillus viridinutans
Lineage: Eukaryota; Fungi; Ascomycota; Eurotiomycetes; Eurotiales; Aspergillaceae
Exons: 4
Coding region: 1-417 (138 amino acids)
Source: RefSeq, a predicted model, not a curated record
AUGUUUUCCAAGUCUCUGAUCUCCGUGCUUCUCGGCGCAACCCUUGCGCUGGCUACUCUUGACCCAGCAACCUCCAACACCAAGGGCAAAUGUCCUGGUACUUACAACUGCUCCGCCGCGGAAUGCUCUCACAACACGCGGACAUCUACAACACAAACCUUUGCGGUCUUCGUCACCGACCACCAAUAUGACUCCGCCCAUGGAGCUCCCUACGCAACCUGCAAGGCGUACACCUGCACCGCGCCCACUGAUUCGCAAAUGACCGAUGUCGACGAGGAUUGCUGGACAUUCUUCUGGAAUGACAAUGGAGAGUCUUCCGGCGUCGGCACCGGUUGCAUUAAGAGCCCCGAUGACGGUACCUGUGGCUGCGAGAACUCCGACGGAACUUUUGUUUAUGGUGGAACCAAUUGCUCUUAG